Phlebotomus papatasi is the source of this 1278-nucleotide messenger RNA. Its product is annotated as probable cytochrome P450 6a14. The coding region runs from base 1 to 1278 and encodes 425 amino acids. The transcript has 2 exons. Gene Ontology annotation, molecular function: iron ion binding; monooxygenase activity; oxidoreductase activity, acting on paired donors, with incorporation or reduction of molecular oxygen. The record is from RefSeq and is a predicted model, not a curated record. NCBI's taxonomy places the organism in Eukaryota, Metazoa, Arthropoda, Insecta, Diptera, Psychodidae.
AUGCCCGUUGUUAUUCCAACAGAUUUAGAAUUGUUGAAAAGUAUUUUAACAAGAGACUUCCAGUACUUCACUGACAGGGGAACCUACUGUAAUGAAAAAGACGAUCCUCUAUCUGGUAAUUUGGCAUUUGUAUCUGGAAAACGUUGGAGAACUUUGAGGAAUAAAAUGAGCCCUACUUUCUCAACAGCAAAAUUGAAGAUGAUGCACAAUAUAAUAGUAAAUGUUGCUAGAGAAUUUCAAAAUUAUUUAGAGCAAUUUGCAAAGAAGAAGGAAACAAUUGAAAUUAAGAAUAUUUUUUUGCUAUUCACAACUGACGUCAUUGGAAAUUGUGCUUUUGGCAUUGAAUGUAACAGCUUCAAGAAACCCAAUACAGAAUUUCGAAGAAUUGGAAAAAGAUUAUAUGAAUUUACCUUCUUCGAGGCCAUGCGUGUUAUAUUCUCAACAAUGUUUCAAGAUUUCAGUCGCAUGUUGAAAAUGAAAAUUAUCAAAACCGACGUAGCAGAAUUCUUCAUGAGAUUCUUCAAAGAAAUCGUUGAGUAUCGUGAGAAGAAUGACAUAAAGAGGGAUGAUUUUCUAUCACUCUUAAUGCAAAUCAAAAAUACGGGAAAACUCGAUAGUGACUCUACGGGUUUAGGAAAAAUAACAUUUGAAGAAUUGGUUGCGCAGAUGUACGCAAUUUUCAAUGCAAGCUACGAAACAACUGCAUCAACUCUGACACUAGCUGUUUAUGAACUAGCUCAACAUCAAGAUAUUCAAGAGAAAGCCAGAGAAGAAGUGAAUCGAAUCCUGAAAAAAUACAACGAUGAAUAUACGUAUGAAGCAUGCAUGGAGAUGAAGUAUAUCGAUCAAAUCAUAAAAGAAACAUUGAGGAAAUAUCCAGUAAUUGAUUAUCUCUUACGACUCUGUGGCCAGGAUUAUUCAGUUCCUAACACCAAUCAUGUGAUCGACAAGGGAACUUAUAUAGCUAUCCCAGUACAUGCAAUCCAUCAUGAUCCUGAAAUCUACCCAGAUCCCGAAAAAUUCGAUCCUGAAAGAUUCACCGAAGAUAACAUCAAGAACCGUCAUCCCUAUGCUUGGCUUCCGUUUGGAGAAGGCCCUAGGAAUUGUAUUGCAAUGAGACUUGGCAUGGUGCAGGCUAAGAUUGGAUUAGCCAGCUUACUUUCUAAAUACCGAGUUAACGUAUCUCCAAGGACUGUUAUACCCCCUGUUUUUAACUAUGGAUCUUUUACACUAUCACCAAAAGAUGGUAUGUGGAUCACUUUGGAGAUGGCUUCUUAG